Molecule: messenger RNA, 1125 nt
Organism: Botrytis byssoidea
Lineage: Eukaryota; Fungi; Ascomycota; Leotiomycetes; Helotiales; Sclerotiniaceae
Exons: 2
Coding region: 1-1125 (374 amino acids)
Source: RefSeq, a predicted model, not a curated record
AUGGCUUCCUCACCCUUUUCCGACAUGCUAAAAUCUCUCUACCACCCCGAUCACAUUUUCGGCGACGAAGAUACGUGGUACGAUGCGCCCGCCGACUUACCACAGCAAGAAAUCGAAGAAUAUUUUGAUGCUCUCGAGAAUCAGAAUUUUCAUAUCGUUUUGGCUUCACCCUUUCUAACAGAGGAAAAGACCAACAGAUUUGUCAACAAUCCAGAACGGAAUUAUUGGCCUAUACUACCUACAGACACACUUAACAACGAAAUCGGCGUCUUUAUUACAGACGAGAAUCUUCGUGAUGACGAUCGAGAAUAUAUCCAGCUUCAGCAUAUACGCGCAAAGCUUUCAAACUUGCACGAUAAUCAUGAGCGUGAUAUCGAGGUAGAAGACCACACAAUCAGUGUGACUCUCCAAAAGCUUUGGGCUGUUGGAGAAACAUUACACGAGCCGGACAAUAUCUAUACUGGCUCCGAUUAUAAGAGAAAGAGAGAUUUGGUCCUGGAGAGAAUCAAUGAAUGUUCUCGGACAAAGGAACGCCUUGAGAAUGAAUAUCUCGACACCGUAUCGAUGCUUGCGAAGAAAAUGAGGGAAAUCUCACAGGAAUGGAAGAAGAAAUGUAGAGAACGCGAAACAGAAUUGGCCCUACAACAGCUGCGAGCGAACAACUCAGAGAUACAGAAUCGUCUCCAGAAUGUAUUGAGAGAGAAGGCGGGACUGGAAAGCGGAUUGGCUUUUCUCCAAUACGACAAUGAGUUAAUUGAGACCCGUAUGUAUCAAUUUCAAGAUGAUUAUAACCAUCUUCGAAGAGUGAGAGAGGGCGUGUUGGGAGAACAUAAUCGGAGCGUCGAUCGUGCGAUCGAACAACAAAACGAUGACGCAAUUCGAAAUCGAAAUCUUGAAGCCCAUCUCAGGAAUCACCGUGAAGCGAUCAUCCUCGAAAGACGUCAACGAGAUGCUGCGCGCGAGAAUUGUAGUGUUUUGCUGGAGAAUCUGGGUAGGGAAAGACAAGAGCUGACAUCGCUAAGAAGAGACCUGUUUGAGGCUAGAGCUCGAGGAGAUUGUUUGAAUCAUAGCAUUGAUGCACUCAAAAUGGAAAUAGACGAUCAAAAAACUGGAGUGAUGAGCUAG